This is a messenger RNA of Heterobilharzia americana, 4343 nucleotides long. The record is from the annotation of a GenBank genome assembly. Lineage: Eukaryota; Metazoa; Platyhelminthes; Trematoda; Strigeidida; Schistosomatidae.
GCUUUCAAAGUUAGCGUUACUUUGAUUAGUCACGGUUUGCAAUGGCUCUGACUUCUGCUGCCGGACUUGUUUCACUUUUGGACGAUAAGGGUGCUGAUGUUAAGGUAGCAUAAGUGUCAUCAUGUAGCUAAAUUUCACUUCAGGCAUUCGCUCUUCGUCGUCUGGAUGAUAUAGUUGAUGAGUUUUGGGCUGAGAUUUCGGAAGCUGUAAUCAAAAUUGAAAUACUUCAUGAAGAUACCAACUUUGAGUAUAAUAAACUUGCUGCUCUUCUUGCUUCAAAGGUAUACUACCAUCUAGCUGAGUACGACGAUGCACUCCACUUCGCGUUGUGUGCUGAAGAACUUUUCGAUAUAAGUGCGAAUUCGGAAUUUGUGGAAACUAUUAUCGGUAAUCUACACCCAUUAUUUCCUAACGACAUUUAGCUAAAUGUAUUGAUAAGUACACAAGCCUACGCGUUGCUCAAGAUCAAGUUGACAACUCAUCAGGUUCUGUUUUAACUCGGCAAGCAUCCGGAGACCGCUCUUGGUCAGUCAAUAGCCCAACUUACAAGAGACUAGAACAUGUCGUCAACAAAAUGUUUGAUCGUUGUUUUGAACAUAAGCAGUACAGGCAAGCUUUGGGAAUCGCUAUUGAGACUCGUAGGUUGGAUAUAUUUGAGAAAGCGAUUGUUUCAUCAGAUGAUCAAGAUGGCAUGCUUCGCUAUGCUUUUCGUGUCGUGCUUACUUUGAUUGAUAGUGUUCGCUUAAGAAACCGUCUUCUACGAAUCAUAGUUUCUGUGUAUAUGAAUCGAGCUCUUCCCUCUGACGCUGUCAAUGUUUGUCAAUGUCUUGUAUUGAUGAAUGACCCACAGGCCACAGCAAAUACACUAGAACAACUUUUACUUCAGUCACAAGAGGCGACCAUAACAGCUUAUCAGAUAGGUUUUGAUUUGUAUGAAAAUGCAACCCAAAACUUUCUUCAACGUGUUUCUGCUUCUCUUGCCAAAAGUUCAAAAUUAAGUCAUAUGAUGACUUUAAUAGAACAGGAGAAGAAAUUAGCAAAAGGACCAACAAUAGCUGAGAAUGCGGCUGGUACCACAUCUGAAUCUACAAGUGAUGAUAAGAAGAAAGCAGAAAACAAAGAAGCUGAAGAAACGUCAGAGGCUGUAACAACAAGUGAAAGGAAUACAGAAGCUGAGACAACAGCAGUUGAUAUACUUUCUGAAUCCGACAAAGAAAUAAAGAAACGUCUUAUGCACCUGAUGAGCAUUUUAUCAGGAGACAAAGUUAUCGAAUUGCAUCUACAAUUUCUAAUACGGAACAAUAAAGCUGAUCUUCGAUUGUUAGAACGUAUACGUGACGAAGUACGACAUUCUGUGACGCACAAUGCGACAGUUAUUGCAAAUGGAAUCAUGCAUUGUGGAACAACGUCAGAUCAGUUUUUACGAGAUCAUUUAAAUUGGUUAGGAAGGGCUGUAAAUUGGGCUAAGUUUACUGCCACUGCUACCCUUGGUGUCAUACAUAAAGGUCAUGAAAAAGAGGCUUUACGUCUUAUGUCUGCCUAUUUACCAAAAGAUGCAAGUGGUUCAUCGGGUUCAGUGUAUACUGAAGGUGGAGGUUUGUUCGCCUUAGGUUUGAUUCAUGCCAAUCAUGGUGGGACAAUGACAGAAUAUUUACUCAAACAAUGCAAGGAAGCUACUGCUGAGCCUGUUCGUCAUGGAGCUUGUCUAGGUCUUGGUCUUGCUGCUAUGGGUACUGGUAGAGAAGAUGUAUAUGAUCAGAUCAAGCUGAAUCUUUAUCAAGAUGAUGCGAUCACAGGUGAAGCAGCAGGUAUUGGCAUAGGUUUAGUUAUGCUAGGAACGGGAUCACCACGAGCUAUUGAAGACCUUCUUGGUUAUGCUAAAGAAACUGCACACGAAAAAAUUAUACGAGGUGUUGCUUUAGGCAUUGCACUUGUUAUGUAUGGUCGAGUUGAACAGGCGGAUGAACUCAUUGAUAAUUUAAUUGUUGACAAUGAUCCCAUUUUACGAUGGUCUGGUAUGGCAACGAUUGCAAUGGCUUAUUGUGGUACCGGUAAUAAUCAGGCUGUGAAACGUUUACUUCAUGCUGCUGUCAGUGAUACAAAUGAUGAUGUUCGACGAUGGGCUGUUACAGCUCUCGGAUUUGUUCUGUUCAAGAGUCCUGAACAAGUUCCAUCAUUAGUAUCAUUACUUGUAGAAUCUUAUCAUCCUCAUUUACGGUAUGGUGCUGCUAUGGCUGUAGGGAUCGCUUGCGCUGGAACUGCUCUGAAAGAAGCUGUCAAUCUUUUAGAAACUUUGCAUGAAGGAACUGUGCCUUUUGUUCGUCAGGGUGCUUUAAUUGCCAAUGCUAUGGUGUUGAUUCAACAGAAUGCCGUAACAUGCCCUAAAUCUGUGGAUUUCCGUCAAAAAUUGUUGAAAAUCAUUGGAGAUCGUCAUGAAGAUUUAUUGGCGAAGUUCGGUGCUAUUAUAGCCUGUGGUAUACUAGAUGCUGGUGGAUGCAACAUGACAAUCUCACUGCAAACACGUACAGGUAAUUCAAAUAUGGCAGCAGCUGUUGGUCUCCUUAUUUUCCAGAAUUUCUGGUUUUGGCAUCCAUUGACCAACUUUAUCAGUUUGGCAUUUACACCAACAGCAUUAAUAGCUCUGAAUAAAGAUCUGAAUAUGCCAAAGAUGCAGUUUCGUUCUAAUGCUAAACCGUCAAUUUUUGCUUAUCCUCAACCGCUACAACAAGAAAAAGAAAAAAAACGUGAAAAAGUUGAAACAGCUAUUUUAAGUAUUACAGCCAAACAACGCAAAAAAGAGGCUGAUAAAAAACAACACAAAGAACAACAACAACAAUCAGCUAGUGGAACACAAAUCCUUAAGGAUACUCAGAGUAAAGAAGUUAAGAUGGAUGUAGAUAUUACUCCGGAAACUGGUAAAGAAGAUAAGCCUCCAGCUUCUACAGAAGUCAAAGAAGAAAAGGAACCUAAUUUCAGCUUACUCAGUAAUCCUGCCAGAGUAAUGCGUGCACAACAAAGAUAUAUCACGUUACCUGAAUCAUCUCGUUAUACAACUUUAAAACCAAUCACUCAGGGUGGAAUACUUAUGGUACAAGAUAAACGUCCUCAAGAUGCUGAAGUUCUCGUUGAAAAUGUCCUGGGUCCUACUGGAGAGCGAACAGUAGGUGGCAGUGGAGCUGGUUCAAGUGGCACUGGAGGAAGUGCUGAUCUUGCUGCUGCAUUAGGUUCUGGAUCUGACUCAAAAACAGAACUUAUCCAUGCAUCCACUAUUGGAGCUUAUCUUGAUGAAGAAGAUGAUGAUGAAGAUGAAGACGAUGAAGAUGAGGAUGAAGACUCUUCUAGUGAUAUGCAUGAGGAAGACGAAGAUGAUGAUGAAGAAUUCGAUGUUGCUACAGCAACUGUUACUGUUGCUGAAAUGGAGGAUGGUGAUGAUCAAACUUCAAAGCCAGAUUUAGAAAUGAGUGAACCUGGUACAGAAGAAAAACGUGACAAGAGUCGUGCUACUACUUCCACCCGCCGUGGUAGCAAAUCACAUAUAUCUGCAUCUGAACCCAAUCCCCCUGAGCCGUUUCUAUACGUAGAGGAGGGCCUUGAGUCACAGGCAGCGACGUCUGGUAGUUCCAGCAGUAAGACAGGUGUUGUAGAUUCUUCCACACCUUCAGGAUCUUCGUCUACACAACCACCGACUGCAUGUGAACCUAUGGAUGUCGAUGUGGUAGAAGUUGAUAAAGAAAUUGAGAAGAAGACAGAAAGUGAAUCUGACAAACCAAAAGAUGAUAAAGACAAUUAAACUUAUGAAAGUAUACUUUCCUUUCUGCUCAGUGCAAUUAAGUUUUCUAUAUUGCACUCCUGCACUCUUAAAAAUAUGUAUUUUUCCCAGUGCAUGUAUAUUUAUUGUCUGCUGAAAUCAUAGCAUAAAUUUUGUUUGUUUUUGGAAAAGGUUAUUCAACAUACGAUGAAGAUUGUUAGUAUUCAAAACUUUUAAUGUAUUUUACUGUAUUGAAUGGAUUAUUCAAAGUGUCAAGUAUUUUGUGUAUAGAAGCGAAUUUCAAGUUUUUAUUCUGUCAUAUUGAUUUCACUAACGAUGAAUGUUUCGUAAUACUAAUAUCUGAUAGUUUUAUCAAUGAUGUCUUCAGUGUUCAGACUAGAUUUGACAAUUUUAUAAUUGCAACAAAUCUUGUGUUGUUUUAAAAAUCGAGUUGUUGGUGCUCAUUAAAUUUUAGGCUGAAAUUUGAACAUUAAGAUGGCUAUCUAGUUCUUAAAGAAUUUGAUUCUAGCUGCAGAGAUGCACUGUAUAAUAUAAGUCGUUUGCAGUUUGUUUCCUUGAUCAUAAUUCAUCAACU